Messenger RNA from Dibothriocephalus latus, 303 nucleotides. The record is from the annotation of a GenBank genome assembly. Lineage: Eukaryota; Metazoa; Platyhelminthes; Cestoda; Diphyllobothriidea; Diphyllobothriidae.
AUGUUUGCCAGAAGGGAGUGUGUCCACAUUCUGGAUGAUUCCAUCGCCGAGGACAUUGAGAUCAGUGUUCUGACAAAGAGCCGACGGAAAGUCACCAUCUUGGCGCAAACCUAUUGUAGCCUCUACUCCCUGGCACAGAGUGACCUCUUUGAGGUCUUGAAGAACUAUCCGGCCAUAAAAGAGGAGUUGAUGCGGGAAGUGGAGAGCAGACUGCAGGAACGCCCCUUCUACGAGGAAAAUCGCUGUAGUCCAGCGGGCUCCGUCGACAUAAUCGUGACCGAUGUUAACAAUUCAGCUGAUUAG